Malaclemys terrapin pileata is the source of this 1715-nucleotide messenger RNA. RefSeq names its product uroplakin 3A (gene UPK3A). Bases 103 to 915 code for a protein of 270 amino acids. The transcript has 6 exons. Lineage: Eukaryota; Metazoa; Chordata; Testudines; Emydidae. The record is from RefSeq and is a predicted model, not a curated record.
UCAAGCACAGAGGAUACAAAGCAACGAGCUGUUGCAGUGAUUUUUGGUCAACAGCUAUCCUCUAGCAUAGUUUUUGUGGGGGAUUCUCUACAGUGCCUGAGCAUGCAGGGCCAUUGGGUUGUGCUAGCUCUUUGCUGGCUGGGGCAGCUGUGUGUGGCUCAGAAUUUGAGGCCUCAGAUUGCAAACCCCAAACUUGCUACAAAUAAUCCUACCCUUACUACAAUUGCUCUAGAGAAACCUUUCUGUGUGUUUGAUGAUUCACUGUCUCCAGGUAGCUCCUAUGUGGUCUACUUGUAUGCAAUGGCUGACUCUGCAAGCACUGUAAACUCAGCUGUGACUGACAACAGCAGCAAACCUCUCAACACCACUUUCCAAGACACCAACGGAGGACAACUUGGACCUUACAGGGCUGCAUUGUUUAAUGUGCCCAAUUGUGCAUCGCCCCCCCUGCUGGCUGAUGUUGUAAAUGUGAAAAAAGUUUCAGAUGUCUUGAAACAAUACCUCUUCAGAGUGGGAGACGAUGUGACUUGUUUAUAUGACCCAAACUUCCCCGGUGCCUGUAACCCUCCUCUUGCCGAUGAUACAACCUACAGGUUUAAGUACCUCUUAGUAGAUGUGGUUGCAGGUGUUGUGAAAGACCAAACUCUCUGGUCUGAUCCAAUGAAAACCAGUAGGGUAAAACAGGCUUCAACAAUUGAUACCUGGCCUGGGCGAAGGAGUGGAGGAAUGAUUGUCAUCACCUCAAUCUUAAGCACUCUUAUGUUCCUUCUAGUUGUUGGAUUUCUUGCCUCCAUAUUCUUCUUUGUCAUGGCAGCAGGAGAGGCAUCCACAUCCACAGAGACCACACAUGAGUCUCAGACUACCCAGCAGGGUGUACCAAGAUCUCAGGGUAGCUCUGAGGGAGUGAACCAGUGAGCCUUGAGGGAAAGAAGAGUCCAUAUCCUGAACUUCAACUGAACAGCUACAAAUGUACUGAUAUUAAAGAAUUGCCCUUUUCUACUGAACGCUGAAUAGGUCAGAUUGAUUAGAUACUAAAGUUCAGUAACUGAAGCUGAAUGGCACAGGUGUUCUAUACAUAGUGUUCUGUCAACUCCUACAGCGCAGCACCACUAUCUUUAUUUGGCUGCUGUCACAAAUUAUGGCAGCAAGUAAUCUUGUCAUUAAGCUCGUGGCACUUCUAUCCUACAGUUAACUUGUUUGUGGUCGUAUGCUUCCAAAAACAGAGUGGUAGAGAGUUCUGACUCUAGAGUGCAGUUCAUAGUCCUCUGUGACUGCCUGGUUUAGUGGGAGGAGAGAGAAAAUGACCAAGUGUAUUGGUGUGAGCUAGAGUAACAUACUGAAAACUUUCAAGUUUACUGGCGUGGGCUAGGGUUAUUUAGUACAUAAUUUAUCCUUGUUUAUAAGUUAGAAGCUAAAUAAAUUCUAAAGCUGAACUCAACCUUUGAUUCUUCUUUAGCUUUUGACCUACAUGAGACUGUGAUGUAGGUAAAGAAAGGCUUCAUAUUGAGAAGGGUACUUAAGAGUGUAUGUAGUCUAAUAAAGGCUUGAUAGCAGCUGGCCUCUGAUCUGAUACAUUAAGCUCUUCAAUUGGCACCCUAUGAAUAACUGAAACUUAGUACCAAACUUUCCUUUAAAGAAGGGCAGAGGCAAACUAACAAACUGCUAGAAACUACAAAUGAGGGAUAUGGAUGCAUAUGGGAUCAGCAAAUUUCUCA